AAACACACAGUUAAAAGCAUUGGCAAAAUUGCAUAGAGAAAGACAUAGUGCUGUUGUGCUGUUUGUAAGCCAUUGCUAUUUUUCUGAAAAACUUAUUGCUUUGAAAAACAUUAGCAGAUAUAUACUAUACAACCAAUUGCCAGCAGUACUAUAGCUAGUGCUUAACCAUUGGUUUUCAUAUACAGUACAGCAAAAUAAUUUUUCGGGAAAACUGUUGAUUAACCGGUAAAUAAUGGCCAGAGGAAAGACAGCUGCAAAGUCAUCGGCAAAGUCGAAAUCGCCGGCAAAGGCACCGCAACGACGCAAACGUAGCGGCAAAGACCCGAAUGCACCGAAGCGACCACUUUCGGCAUUCUUCUGGUUCUGUAACGACGAACGCCCAAAAGUUAAGCAAACCUUAGGCGACGAUUCAUCCGUAGGCGAAGUGGCCAAAGAACUCGGUAAACGUUGGCAAGUAAUUGCCAGUACCGACAAAAACCGAUACCAACAGUUGGCCGACAAGGACAAGGCUCGCUACGAUCGGGAGAUGGCCUCUUACAACAAGAAGAGCGGCAAAGCGGCCGCUCCCUCGAAGGCUGCCGCUAAGGCAUCGCCCAAGAAGGGCGGCAGCAAGAAGAAGGAGGAAUCUGAACCCGAAGACGAUGACGACGAAGAGGACGAGGAUGAAGACGAAGACGACGAGUAAAUCUGGUGGUUGUGUUGUUGGCGGCUAACGGCUGUUGCGGGCACUGAUUGAAUUGUGGACGACGACGACGUAUAGCGAUUGGGUGGUCAACUGUUUCGGUGACGACUAUCCCAUCCCCUCCGCCACUGUCCUUCAUAUCUACCGCCGCUGCUGCUGACAUCACACACCACACACUCGCGCGCGCGUCUUCAACACACCAAUCAUCACCUCUUUAUUAUUAUUAUUAUUAUUAUCUCUUUUUCUCUUAUAUGAAGACAUUAUAUAUAUAUAUCCUAUUAUCUCAUAAUUAUUAUUAUUAUAAACAAAACAAAUGUCUUAUUAUAAUUAUUAUCUCUCAUUAUUAAUUAAAUAGCAUUCAUAGCGCACUCAAACCACACACUUAUCAUAUUUUUUUCUGUGUUUUUUUUUUGAAAAUAUGAUUUGACUGAUAAAAUAUGAUAUAAUAAUACUAAAUAAUAAAUAAUUUUUUUUUUAGUAACUAAACAACUGUUUUUA
This is a messenger RNA of Oppia nitens, 1180 nucleotides long. RefSeq lists its product as uncharacterized. Lineage: Eukaryota; Metazoa; Arthropoda; Arachnida; Sarcoptiformes; Oppiidae. The record is from RefSeq and is a predicted model, not a curated record. The coding region runs from base 233 to 685 and encodes 150 amino acids. Gene Ontology annotation, biological process: regulation of transcription by RNA polymerase II. Gene Ontology annotation, molecular function: DNA binding, bending. The transcript is spliced from 3 exons.